GUGAGGGUUAUUGUCUUGUUAUUUGGUCUGGGAUUAGACUCUGGGUUAGGGUUAGAUUAUCAGUCAGGACUGGAGAGACAGAGGUUAGUAUUAUGGGAUAUACGGCUGUGUUUGUACGACACCAAAACCACUGUUAGAGUUAACUACGUUUCCUGGUUAACUGACGUUAUAUUUCCUGUUGUGUCAGAAACGCAAAAGAAAAACAUCCUGGUCACGUGAUCAGUUUCCUCAUCAGGUGCUUCGUUACCAUGGUUACCGACAUGGUUACUAGUCUACAUCAGUAACAGGGACUAGAGGUGGGAAUCUACCUCACGAUAACAAUGAAACCCAUGUAUGAGUCAACACAUUUUAUUAGUUUGAGAACAUCAUAAAAUAAUAAUCUCAAUUCCCUUCAAGAGAUUAGAAAAAUAACAUUUUUAUUUUAGAACAAUAUCACAUUCAGUGACGACGAUGCACAGACGACUGAGGAGGCAACGUCAGUUCUUCGUCGGGACAUCAUUUUAUGACACAUCAAAGACUAACUCUGUGUCAGUGUUAUUUUAUGUUUACUUUAUAUACAAAAACAGAAUUCAACCCCUCACUCCCCCAUUUGACCUCCGGUAUAAAGGAUUUAAAAAGAUUUAAAACGUUUGAAAAGUCUUAAAGACGAUAAACUAUAAACUCUUUAUAAAAGAAACUCGCUGUGAUUCAAGGUAAACAGACAUUGUGCGCCUCCCUGCGCAUUUUCUUAAUAUUGACCAUUGUUAUAUCCCUGUGUCUUUUGUCUUCCCUCAUACGUUUACAUUAGCCCCGGAAGUGACGGCACAAGUAGCGGAAAUGGACAGCAGCGUUAUCCGUCGGAAUUUUAAAUGAGUAUUUAACUUUGUUUUUAUAUUAAUUUUAUUUUACCAUCAUGGUAAACCUACAGAAAAGGUCAGACUACGACAACAUUCGGACUUGUGAGCAGGUUCGGUGUUUGUUCUGCUGGUGGACGCUCGCUGUUCUCAUCGUUAGCCAUUAGCUCUGUUAUCUGUUUUAAAUACAGUUCUUAUUCAAGAAGACACGCUGCAUUUGUAAGAGCAAAUGUAAAAACAGAUAAAGUCUUCGUGUGGAGUUUUUUGUAAAGUUCCACCUCCAGCAAACGUCUCUAGGAAACCGUUCCAGUGACGCUUUUACCAAAGUAGCAGUGUCCAAUCAGAAGACUGAUGUCAUCUGUGAAGGAGCGUUACCGUGACAUCAACCCAGUUACCCUGCAGCUGGAGGGCGGGACUGUGAGUUCCAGUCUGUUCUGUGAGGAGGCAGAUGGCCUCAUGGAAGGGGCGGGGCCACUGGUGGAAUGUUUUUUGGUGGAACUGUUCCGCUGUAAACUCUGUCAGUUUACCUGUGGAGUCAGGAGUGUCAUCAGAAGUCACCUGCUGCUCAGACACCGAGCCUCCACUCUGGCCUUUGUGGGUGUAGCUGAGGAGGAUGGCAGGGCGGAGUGUGCGGACGAGGGGUCGUCACCUUAUCGGCUGGGUCUGACUGCAGAGGCAAAAGUGUGCGAUGAGGAUGAGGACUUUCUUUUGUACAACAUGCUUGACAACAUGAGCCCUCCCCCCUGUGACAUCAGUGUGGAGACGGGGGACAACUGUGUGGUCGGAACGCUGUUUGAGGAGGACGAGUCCAUAUUCCGCAUGAAAGAACCAUCAGUGGAUUUCUCUGCACACUCUCCUUCAGAGCAGGAGCAGAGGGCUCAGUCCGCCCACCUCAUGACUCUGGGACUGUGUCGCAUUACCACGACCAGGCCUGCUCCCCCGGUCCGGUCAUCCACCUCCAUCAGAACCACACCCUUCCAACCUCCACAGUCUGGGCUCUUGUCACAGCAAAGGUGCCACUCUGGUGAUGGAGAAACAGAAGCCCCGCCCUCAGGGAGACUUAGGUUGCCGUGUUUUCUAUGUCCCACAACCCUGACGUCACGCCGUCUGCUGGACGUUCAUGUUAGGUCACACGCAGCUGAUGGCGGCUUCUGCUGCGUCCAGUGCAGCUGGACUACUCACAGCUGGGCGGAGCUACUACCUCACUGGAGGAGUCACUGCAGGAGGAGAAGGCAAAAGAGGAGGAAGGAGCCAGGCUUCAAGAGUUCAGAGGUGCAAAUCACUGAAGGUCAGGAUGUCUUUUCACUCAGUAACCAACAACCAACAGCUGCUGACCAACCAGAGAGCAGCCUCAGAGUUGUUGGCCAAUCACACCCCAGCAUGAGAGUCAGCCAAACUCAGAGGAGCAGGGAGAAGAAACAAAAGCUGGUGGAGGAUGUGGGGGCGCAGCAAACUUCUCUGUGCUGCUCACUGUGUCACAGGGGCUUCUCCAGUCCGCUGACCCUGCGGCGUCACAUGGGCGUCCACGGUGGAGAGAAAGUGUUUUCUUGUUCACACUGUAGUUACAGUAGCAGACUGAAGGGGUCGCUGCAGCAGCACCUGAGGACACACACAGGUGAGAAACCACACACGUGCACUCUCUGCUCCUACGCCUCAAUCGACCGCAGUUCUCUAAUCAGACACCAGAGGAUGCACAAUCAAGAAAAACCACACAGAUGUGAACAAUGCCAAUACAGCAGCAUCCAGAAGAAGAGUCUUGAACUUCAUGUCCGUCGCCAUCACUCAGCUCUGCUGUUCGGCUGUUCUGCUGUUGUGGACGAACUUAAUGACUCUUUCCUACUGACGAGGAGAAGUGAUGACGUCUGGAUCAUCCAGUUCUACGCCCCCUGGUGUUCACUUUGUAAACAGCUGGACCCAAUUUGGCGUCAGGUGGCAUCAGAACUCAAGAGCCUGGGUUCCCCUGUUAAUGUUGGCCAAUCAGAUGCCACCGUCAACACAGCAUUGUCCAGAGAGUUCCGGGUUAGAGGUUAUCCAGCCAUCAUAAUGUGGAAAAAAAACAUGAAAUAUAAUUAUUCUGGAGCAAAAACCCGAGAUGGAAUCAUGACCUGGACCCUGAGAGUGUCAGGACCGACUGUGCGUUCUCUCCUUACUCCACAGAUAUUUCAACUCAGCAGAGAACGACACCAGGUCAUGUUUGUUUAUGUUGGAACCACAUCAGAGCUAAGGGGAAACUUCACAUCUGUUGCCGAGGAGAUGAUUGUCCACACACACUUCUUCUCUGCUAUCAAAGAUGUUCUUCCUAAGGACGUGUCUCUAUCGUCUUUACCAACAGUGGUGCUGUUUAAAGACGGGACAUACGAGGCCUAUUCAGCAGAGGAAGUGGGCGGAGACCUGAGGAGGUGGGUUAACAAGGAGCGAUUCCCCUUGUUUGCUCACAUUGACAGCUUCACACUCUAUGCCAUGGGGGACUCAGGUAAGCUGGUGGUGUUAGCACUGGUGGCUGAGAGAGGCAGGAAUCAGAGAGAGAGUGAACGGUUUAAAUGUCUGCUGGAGAGAGUGGCUACGGAGCGACGACACCUUUACAAGAGAAUCUUCUACUUUGGUUACAUGAAUCAAAUGGAUUAUAUCAAAGGGUUAAUGAUGAGUGAUGUCAUUAUUCCAUCCUUUGUGGUGGUCAAUCUGACCAAUGAUGGCUACUUCCUCCCUGAUACGCCUGUGGAGGCGGAGCUUCAGUUGGUUGGCUUUUUGGAGGGCAUUAUCAAUGGAAGUGUCCAAUCUCAGGGAGGAAACAGCGUUUUCCAGCGAAUCAGACGCCUCGUUUAUGAAGUUAACGUUACAUUAACGCUGUUGUUCCCUCAUGGUCCGUUGCUUGGUUGCUUCCUUGUCUCCAUCCUGUCUAUCAUUAUGGCCGUUCUCUACUUCCUGUGCUGUAAGGCCCGCCGCUCUCUCCCUUAUGAGGGCGACGAUGUCACAGAGCGAAAGAAACUGAUGAACAAGAAGUCAGACUGAAGAGAAUAGGUCACGUGACCUUAGACAGCCUGUGCUCCUUCUUCUUCUUCUCUGAAUAACACUCUUAUUCAGACUCUCGAGUAUGCCUCUAAUCCACAUUAACUCCAGUCUAUCACAUCACUCUCACAGUAAAGUAACAUAAAUAAAUCUGCAUUUUUGUGUUGAUG
Molecule: messenger RNA, 4009 nt
Organism: Cynoglossus semilaevis (tongue sole)
Lineage: Eukaryota; Metazoa; Chordata; Actinopteri; Pleuronectiformes; Cynoglossidae
Exons: 21
Coding region: 1185-3842 (885 amino acids)
Cellular component (GO): cell surface; endoplasmic reticulum
Source: RefSeq, a predicted model, not a curated record